Patiria miniata (bat star) is the source of this 2117-nucleotide messenger RNA. RefSeq names its product melanopsin-B-like. Gene Ontology annotation, biological process: G protein-coupled receptor signaling pathway. Bases 173 to 1222 code for a protein of 349 amino acids. Gene Ontology annotation, cellular component: membrane. The transcript has a single exon. The record is from RefSeq and is a predicted model, not a curated record. Lineage: Eukaryota; Metazoa; Echinodermata; Asteroidea; Valvatida; Asterinidae. Gene Ontology annotation, molecular function: G protein-coupled receptor activity.
AACCUACCAGCUAAAAUCGUUAUUUGAAUGGCUCACGUCACUGUCAAACGUAAUAGAAAUAUACGGCCAGCACACAAAAUGGUUAUAAAAGACACUACCGGUACUCAAAACGCAACAAAUGCUCUAUACCAUUAUUAUAUCUCAUCUGCUGAGCAGCAUUUUGAUUUGAAACAUGGAUGCUUGGAAUACGUCUGACGAAAGCUUGGGAAGCAAUACAACUGAAUCCAUUUACGCCUCGUAUGCUGAGCGUCAGGUUCCCUCAGCAGCAACUUUCGUCGCUUCUUUCGUCGGUCUCCUGGGAAACCUGGCGGUCAUUUGUGCCAUUCUGACCGUCAAGAAAUUGCAGACUACAACCAAUGUCUUCGUCUUCAAUCUCGCUGUGGCCGAUGUGCUUACCUGCACGGUGGCUCCCCUACAAGCGGUGACCAUCUUGAACGACGAGCUGGUCUUCCCGUUAUGGGUGUGCAAACUCGUUGCGUUUUGUCUCAUCACCUGCAUCGGAUGCAGCAUCAACUGCCUCGUCUGCAUCGCAGUCAACCGUCUUAUUGGCAUCACGACCGCAGCACACAGCGUGUAUCGUAAGCUCCUCACCCCUUGUAAACUCUCCUUUGCACUUGUCCUGACUUGGUUCCCUCCUUUGGUUGUGGCAACCACCCCCCUAUUGUCUGAUUACGCAGAAUAUGGAUACAACCCCAUCUACAACUCAUGUACUUGGCAAUCCAGCCGAUCGUACACAUUCAGUUACGCUAUGCUGGUUGCUGUCGUGUUUUUCCCAAUCCAAUUCCUCGUCCUCUUCGUCAGUUAUCUAAGAAUUUUUCUCUACGUGAGGAAGACGUCUCGAUCCACGCUCGGACAGGACAGCGCCGCUUACACCAAUCUGGCACUCCAGAGGCAACUCUGGGAGCGCCAAGUGGCAGUCACCAAAAACCUCUUUCUGGUGGUGUGCGUCUUCCUGCUGUGUCUGAGUCCGUACUUCCUGAUUUUGGCAUUGGUCAAAACUGCAAGUAGCGCCCUCUCCUAUGCGUCCACGAUCCUCGUGGCUAACAGUUCCGUCAAUCCGAUCAUCUACGCAACGAGACAUCCGGAUUUUCGUACGGCUUUCGCGGGUAUGGUGCACUGCGGUAGGAAGGGGCAAUCAUCUCAGCCUGUGGUAGCACCUCGUGGCCGGGUCUCUUACAAAACGACAACCAACACUGACUUUGAACUACAAACCUCUGUAUAAACCUCUAUCAACAUUAUGACAUGCUACGGCUUAUAGUGUCCGAGUUUGGCUAGUUUGGGUACGAGAAGAUCUACAGUCUAUGCACUAUGUAGUUCAACAUUUGCUUUAACAAAUCACAGGUGUGAAGCUGUCCGAUGUGUGUGUAAGAAAUAGGCUGCUGGUAGCUUUGUUUGUUAUUCUCGACAAAGCCUCGGAUAUAUAUUGUACAGGGCGAGUAAAAAGAUCGUCACAAAAAAAAGAUCUGCCACAAAAACGGGAAAGGGAAUACCAGAGUUAUAUUUCAGCGAACAAUCGGUCUGGGUAUCGACCACGUUCUGUAAAAUUAUCACUGAUAUUCAGCCAUGCACAAAUAGGACACAUUCCUUUCUUUCUGACUGCCCGAAAACACUACCAACAUAAUGUUUAAUCCUAUUAUUCUUAAGGGGAUACUUAUUUAAGGGCAGGCACACUGCUAGACAGAGCAUUUCACAGUAGCAAUGGCAAGGCCACAGUUUACUACUUCCCAAAUGGCCUUUAUGGUCAGAACGUUUUAUGAAACAGGUAGGGAACAAGACACGAUACGUCAACUUGGAGAACAAUUUCCAGAGGUGCGGCAGCCAACGCUCUGACAGCCCGCAGAAACGUCGUAAAAUACGAAAAACAUGUCAUCACCAAAGAUAUGAACACGGGGCGUUCAGGACGACCAGUGACAGCACGAACACCAAGACACAUCCAGCUUGUGCAACUAGGUGAAACAAUGUUGCGUGUAUGAAAAAAUACAGGAAGAAUAUCAGAUUGAACUAGAACUUUGUCUGUUCGAUGAACAGAACAUAGGGCUUUUCCGUAUAACGUUUUUUAUGAGUUUAUGCUUGGUUUUGUGCAUUAUGCAGUCACAUAAAUUAUAUGAAAGAACAUA